Molecule: messenger RNA, 11115 nt
Organism: Phytophthora sojae
Lineage: Eukaryota; Oomycota; Peronosporomycetes; Peronosporales; Peronosporaceae
Exons: 5
Coding region: 1-11115 (3704 amino acids)
Biological process (GO): regulation of GTPase activity; regulation of cell migration; regulation of cell shape
Cellular component (GO): semaphorin receptor complex
Molecular function (GO): semaphorin receptor activity
Source: RefSeq, a predicted model, not a curated record
AUGCAAGCUCCCGCCGCCUCUCUGCGCUUGCGCCUGCUCGAGCCGAGCGUGGGCGUCGUGUCCGGCGGCACUCGCGUGGUGCUGCACGGCGUCGGGUUCCGUCCAGCGCCGCACUCGCUGACCGUCCGCUUCCGCAUGAGCCUGCAGGACCCGGAGGACAGCGACGUCCAGCACGAGAGCGUCCACGUGGACUCAACCGACCACAUGUUCUGGUCCUCGCGGCAGUCCAUCUCCAACACGGUGGACGUCAGUGGACGAUUCCUGCUGCAAACGCAGUUGGAGUGCGUCCUCCCGAGCUUCGAGCGCCAAGCCAAGCGCGCCAUCGCGGCCCGCACGAGUCUCGCAGCGUCCUCCGCAUCAGUUAACAGCGCGCCGCAGUUGGUCCCUUUGAGCGUCGAGGUGAUCCUCAACGGGGGCGAACAGCGGUCUAAUGCACUCACGUUCAAGCUGCACCAGCCGCUAGAAAUCCGGCGCGUGUGUCCUCAAAGCGUCCUCAUGACCAACCCAGCGGUGGCCGUCACCACGACGCUGAAUAUCCUGAAAUUACCCACUCCUGUCCUCCAUCGAGCGACAGCGAAAAGUGGACAGAAAUCGCUCGAAGUUCUGGAAGAGAUGAAUGCAUUACCUGUAUUUGUCCGUGUACGGCAAGCGUCAGAGCGGACGGGGGCAGUGUCGGAGCAGAUCAGAGAGGGGAAGUGGAAGUUGUCGCCCCUUGGGGUCUACGAGGUGGAGUUUGAUGCAGCCACGAUGGGUUUUGGAGCCGCCAGCGUGGAGCUCAGUCUGAACCGCGUGGAUUUCUUCCGAUGUCGGAGUGACGCCCCGCCUGAGGCCUAUGGCUAUCGUGUGAUUCGAGACGUGACUUUACGAGCGGUGGAGCCCGCGUGCAUCAGCGUCACGAGCGGACAGGUUACGGAGGUGAGGUUGACUGGGGAUGGCUUCGUGGAUACGGGGGAUAUCGUGGUGGCGCUGUUGCAGAGGGAGUUGCCAGCUCAAUUGGUGCCAGAAGGCGAUGGAGAUGGAGCUAUUGUCAAGAAGGUAGUGGCGAACUCGAAGGAGGUUCAGGUGGCGCAGCUCAACGCAACGUACUAUGGCAAGAACGAAGUUCGCUGCACGGUUCCGUCCAAUAUGUCGUUUGGAUGCACGUCCUUCAGUGUGUCGUUGAAUGGUGGGAGGCAGUUUGGGCAGGCGCGCAUUGUGGGGCUGCUACAUCGGGACCGCGCGUUGCAGGAGAUCUCCCCGGAGAGCAGCAGUCUAGCGGGGGGAACGCAGAUCGUGAUCCGCCACGCGUGUCUGACGUUAGAAGAUGUGGACGCGUUUUACCAACUGCAGCGAAUUGACCCGCCGCGCCGUAUAAAAGUUCGCUUCCAGCCCAUAAGUUACAAUUUAAGUGACGUUGGCGGAGCUCUGGCCAAGGUGGUGACUGCUGAAGCUUCGGCCGAUACGCCGGGGGUGUUAAUUUGUCGGUCGCCCAACUUUAUGGAUCAUAUUAAGGCGUUGAAUGGUUUGAGAUCGGGUGGAGGCAGCGAGACGACGGAUAGACAUAGCGUGCCGUAUAUGUGGCGUUUUACAGUGGGGAUUGCGUUGGGCGGCGAGAUAUUCCAGGGCGCGCUGCCGUUUGUGUUCUACCUUCCUCCAGUGAUUCGAUCGCUGUCGCAACACCACGGGCCUGCGUCGGGAGAUACGUGCGUGAAGUUACGGAUGAAGCACAAAGUUCCUCCGAGGCUGAAGCUGCUUGUGCGCUUCUCGACCCUGGAUUUCACUACCACCAUGACAUACUUAAUCACGUGUCAGACGCCUCCGUGGGCUGAUGAAAGCACGAGUAACGAGCCUCACUUGACUAUCGUCCAGGUCUCGUACGACGCUGGGGUCACCUAUUUCCCUGCGAUUGAUCCCCCACCGUCGACGACUCAGCCCAACCCGCUAGCCAAGGACCUGUCGUAUUUGUGUUUCCUGUUCUACCCGCCUCCGAUCGUGCGCACUGCGAUUCCUCUGUCUGCAGACAUACUCGGCGGUAGCUACAUUCGCCUCCAAGGUGAAUACAUCAUAGACCACGGCGCGCAACCGUCCGUAAUUUUCGAGUCGCCGACGAUGAGCCGCAAGGUCCCUGCUUUCGUUGAGAAGGGCGAGUUGAGAUGCUGCGCACCUGCAUUCAACGUCGGGCUUGCGCGCGUCUUCGUGUCGCUCAAUGGAGAACAAUACACAUUGUGCGAGCUGCACGACCCAGAGACGCAUGCGCCACUGGAGUUUAUCUUCUACAGUUCACCGACGGUAACGCGCAUCAGUCCGCUGUGCGCGUGUGUGCGGCAGUUGAGUGAACUGAAGAUAUUUGGCACCAAUUUGAUUGAAACGGAGCGGAUUAAAGUGCGCGUGAGUUUUCCCGCUAACGCCCAUGGAUCAGGACGCCGAUUGGUCUUCAAGGAUGUCCCCGGUACAGCGCGUGACGGAGUUAUCACGGCCAAGACGCCUCUGUUUUCCGAUGACUAUGCGAACCAAAACGCUUACGUGGAUGUCGCCUUGAACGGGGCUGAUUUUUCAGAAACUUCUGUUCCUCUUAGGUAUUUUUCGACGUACGGGAUCACACGCGUGGAUCCACCCCUAGGCGCGUUUGAAGUGCCUGUAAGUUUGACGGUGUACCUUACGCCAGCGAUUGUGACCGACAAAAUGCUCGUGCGUAUUCGCUUGGGGGUCAACAGGGCAGUCAUCGAGCACGAAUCUACAGAUAAGGAGGACUUGGAGGUGGUGUUUGGACCUAUUGAAGCUAUUCAUUGGACUUCAUCCAGUGUGGAUUUUAAGGUUCCGCCGUUGAGGACGCUGGUCGAGACUCUGUCCGUCUUAACUACGGCGUAUCUGGAGGUAUCGUUUGAUGGGGUACGCUUCCACGGGGUGGGAAACUUGCGAGACCACUACCGAGUGUACAACAUGCCUCAACUCACGUCUGCGACCCCUUUAUUCGGUGUGUCCGACCGCGAGACGAAGAUUGUCGCCCAUGGAGUGCACAUGCGACCAGGAGAUGUCGUCAAGUUGACGUUGUAUCUGGAGUCGACUGUCGUGGAGAAGUCCAAGACAAAGACUAGAGGACGCCGUUCCGCUGCGAGGGUAGCACCUGUACCCGUCACCACAGUCAUCGCUGAGGUAAACGCCAAGCGACAGCGUCUAACCUGGACUUGCCCCUCACUUAUUCAGCUUCGCGCCAGUCCAGAUCGACAAUUCGCUCCACUUGUUGCUUGUGCGCCAACAAUAACGAAUGGAUCGCCAGAUCGCCGCGUUCCAGGCGAUGCAGCUGGAGGAAUGCUUCUACCCGAACGAGUUCUCAUGCAGAUCAGCGUGGUGGACGGACAACCGACGUCUCUCCCCUACGUAUUCCGCUACUACCGAGCUGCGACGCUUGUGGCCAUGAACCCGCGCGUGGGAUACGUCUGCAGUGGAUCGCUCGUCUCUUUCGAGUUCGCUGAGCGCAUCGCCACCCCCACCGUCGACUUUCGCUUCGGUGACAGCCUCCCGAUGAGCGGCCGGAUCCGUGACGAGCGAUUCGUGGAGUGUUUCUCGCCCGAGCUGACUGCGGGAUCCCAUAACAUCAGCAUCUCCUUCAAUGAGCAGCACUACGAGCCGGCUGUGCUGGUUGAACGACCACUUGAACCUCCCAAGGAUAACGAUGAGCCGCCUCCGAGUUCCGCCGCUACGUUCCACGCGUUCCCACUUCCAGUGUUUGUACUCCCUCCCGCUGGUCGAGAGCGCGUCUACGCCUUCGGUACGACCUCAGGCGGCACUGUGGUCGUCAUUAAGGGCAUGGGAUUCGUCCCGGACACCAAGAUCUACGUCCGCUUCGCGUCUCAGUUCAGUGACGCCUUUGACGGUGACUCCGAGAUCAUUGUGACCGCAAAAGUGGUCGAUAACGAGACUAUUCGAUGCAUUUCCCCGCCGUCAAUGCGCUUGGGUCGCGUGGUUCUCCACGUGUCGUACAACCUGCAGCAGUUCAGUGAUUCAACGUGCUUCUUCGAGUACCAUGCGCCCACCCGCUACAGUGCAAAGGGAACUCUGUGUGGGCCAAUCUCGGGUCAAACUCCUCUACGCCUCUUUGUCGAGGACACAAAGGGGCUUCCGAGUCUCACGCAGCUGCUGCAGUGCGUCGUGCGGUUCGAAAGCGAGAGAACCCGGCAAGAAACUCCACACGCACUCGACAUCGAGGCCCAAUUCGACCCGGAGACACGAAUAAUCUCUUGUAUUACGCCCGCUUGGCCUUCGAAUGAGCUGGUUGGGGUGCGCGUUUCACUGGCCCGUGGAGAAGCAGAACUGUUUGAGGACACACGGAUCAAGUUCCUCUUCUAUGAUCCGCCUGAGGGUGUGAUCAAGAUCGAGCCUUCAGCCGGUCCGGUAGGCGGUGGGACGGAGGUGCUGGCGUGGUGUGGAAGCAUCGUUGAGACUGGCGAGAUCACCGUCUCCAUUCAGCUGUAUAGAGAUGAGUUUGAGCGUCCGAUCACUAAACGACGAUCGAGAGAGAGCGUCGUGGGGGGUAUCAUCCCAUUAUCGUCAUUACCGCCGCAGAAGCGGAGGCUGAGCUGCAGGACGUCACUACAGUCGAUGUUGGUCCGGGGAGAGAUCGUCGGUGAGGCCGUGCGAUUUGUGUCUCCAGCUGUGGAAGGUCCGUGUACGGCUGUGCUGAGUAUUUCGCUGAACGGUAUCAACUACACUUCAACGCAGAGCCCGCUGCAGUUUACGUACUACGUGGAGCCGAUUCUUCGUCGGAUUAAUCCGGGUUGGGCUGCGAUGGAAGGAGCCAACGACGCGCUGGUGCUGGAAGGUGAGCACAUCCGCGAUUUCGGCUGUCAAUUACUGGUUCGCUUCACGCUCCAGGACGAGAAAGAACCCGAUGAGAACGGCAUCGUAGUUGACGCGCAGUUCAUCGCCAACUCUGCAGCUUCUGCAUCAGGAGACGGCGCGUUGCAGUGCGUGUUUCCAGCCGCACCCCCAGGGUUUUACGAGCUCGAGGCGAGUCUAAACGGACAACAGUUCUCACAGUCUCUCUACGUCAGCAAAACAUUCGGCAACUUGAGUGGGACGGCGUGCACCGCCCUCCUCCCAUUCCGACACUUUGGCUCGCCCUUCUGUCUGGCCACAGCGACCGGGCCUGCUGCAGGCGGAUCGACCGUCGUGUUGUUUCUCGGCGGUAAAUUACUGAAGAUUUUAUCACGAGAAACCAAGUGCCAGGUGCAGUUUUCGCCUAUUCGAGGGGUGGAGAGGGUCAUGCGUCCGCCGCCUUCAAACCCGAACGGUGGGACGAGCCCUAUCAAGGCGACGACCAACGUCGCUGCAGACGUUAUCUGCAUGGUGGGGGAGAUCGACCACGCUAACGCUCGUGUCACGUGUCGAGCCCCCUUACUACGCGUCGCCUGCGUAUCUCUCGUGGAUAUUCUACUACCAAGUAGCAGUGGGUCUUCGUCUGCGUGUCACCUCUUCGGCGUGCGGCAGAGUGAUCUGGAAAAAUACUAUUCGUACGAAUCUCCAAGCAUUACCGAGAUCGCUCCAAGCUGCGGCCCAACGUCAGGCGGCACUCAACUCGUCAUUGAAGGCAUGAACAUCCUCGAUACAGCGCAGAUCUUCGUACGCUUCCGCUCCAGUGUCAACGAACGGGAGUUCGUCCUCGUUCCUGCUCGAUACAGUCGCACGUUUCCUGGCGGUUCAGCGAGUGCCUCGCCGCUUAUCAUCUGCAACACGCCGCCAGUCGAAUUCGUGGACAAAACGCUGUCCAGCGGCUCGGAUUUACCCGGUCAAAGCACCGCCUUGCUGCCCCCACAAGCUCAGCCGUCCCCUAGGAUGCGUGAAGGCGCAGCGGCGGGUAAGGUGCGCACGCAGACGUAUCAAAUGCUAGCGGAGCAGAGUCUUCGGGUUCAGCGGGCGGCUCUAGCUCACGGAACCAAUGACAAUGAAUUAGCUGCUCUCGGAACUCUCCGAAUUACGCGUCCGACAGUCAAGAAUACGCCUCGUGGCAACGCGGAAGCUUCAGUAAGCGAAGGUGGGGCGACGGUGCUGGUGGACUUUACGCUGAAUGCUGGGGAGCAGUUCAUUGCACACAGCGUACGAUUCCACUACUACCCAGAGAUCGAGCCGCACCAGGUCAAAUGGUUGCCUAGGCACCUGCCGACGCAGUGUCUAGGUGGACGUCAAGCUACAGAUUCACGGGUGUUGACCGUGAUGCUACCAAAGUCUUUCAAGCUAACGGACUCCCCCGAGCGCGUGUGUUUCCGCUUUGACGGCGUAGAUUCAAACCCUCUGGUCACUAAACGACGUCACUCAUUUGUGCUGCUCCACGAGACGGACUCGCGCACGGAGCUGGUGAUUCCCAACCCUCCGAAGCUUCAGAGACUGUCGACGCUGAGACGCUCUAGCACCUACUUCAAGAACAGCGCCAUGUCCUCGGACAACGAGAUUAUCGCUGCAAGUCCACCUAUGACGCCUGUAAGCGGCACUCCAUCAUCUGCGCGUCGUCCUGCAAUUGCUGGGAUAGCGACGAAUAACACGCUAGCUACUCCCGAAGCCCCUGCUUCUCCUCGACCAGCGAUGGAGGAGUCGUCCCCUUGCAUCGCAGCGAAGGUUGUCAGUGCCAACGAAGUAUCGUGCACUGUCCCCGAGUUUUCCAGUCCGGGAGCUGUCCAGGUUUUCUUUUCGCCGAACGCGCAGCAGUUCGUGCGCCUAGGAGAGCUGCUGUUCCAUCCCGCGAUGACCAUCAAGGACGAAUUUCACCAAGCGACGUUCCGCUUCUGCUCGAACGUUGGCGGCAGUCCCUUUGCACUGCAAUGUUCGCCCUCAACGGUGCUGAAGUAUCUGGCACCGGAGGACAUGACCACAGCCGAGAAGAAGCACGUGCAGAUUCAGAACCUUGGGCUGAGGAAGCGCAAACCGUUUGAGCGGUGGCAAAGCCGUUUAUUCCACUCCAUGCAACUUUUUCUAGUACCGUCGAAUGCAAAACUCCUGAAGCGCGUGGUGGUGACGGCGACCCGAGUGGACAACCAGUGCGUGGUCGGCAAAGCUUCUCCAGAUGAUGCGGGGCGCUGUGAGUUUGACAUGUACAACUGGGGCGACCAAGUGCUGCUGAGUGCGGCUCUACCGUCGUCUAACGGAUAUUCAUCAUACUCCACAGUGUAUGAGCCUUUUGUUGUUUCCCUGGAUCAGACGGCCAUCACGGAUGCGGUGUGCGGCUUGUGCUACGUGUGCGUUCGCUUUGGCUCAACAGAUAGAGACGCACCGUCGAACGUCCAAGUGCUUGUAUCCGACAGCAACGGGGUCCAUGUGUGUCUCUGCGGUCCUCCAGUCGAAUCCGCAGUGUGGGUUCGUUCCAACACUGUGACGUCCCAGUCGUACACAGUCCCCGUGACGUUCGACUUCACCAGCGCCGACUCGACCCGUGGUAGCUCCGCAUCGUCGCGGGCACGGCUCGUGCUCUCAGGGUCCGACAAUUUCCAGACUUUGCUGGCGCUGUCGCUCUCGCCGCAGAUCAAGAACGGCCCCACCGUGACUUUGGAGUGCACAAUGCCAACUCUGGCGUUCAGUGGCCCCGCGACACUCACGGUGAGCUGCGGGGGCGUCGUGUUCUCCAACAGCGUCAUGGUUCACUGCUAUGACCCACGGAGCUGGCGCGUGCUUGGGCUUUAUCCUCCGUGCGGGCAACUUCCUUCGCCUCAAGACGCGAAAGAGCUGCAAGAAUCCAUGACGCUGCGACUCAAAGGCGAACACUUCGUCGAGAACCGCAAGAUCGUGGUGCGCGUGUCCGAUAAGGAGCGGUUCUUCACCUCGUCCGGCAGAGUGGAGCAGGUUCACGUGCUGAGUCUGCGGAUCUCUGCAGUGAAAAACUUGAAAUCGCUGCUAGCUCCGCUAGGAAUUGGCACUCAAGUACCAAAUACCGGCGCCAAUGGGGCGGCGGCAUCGUCAUCAAAACGUGAUGAGAGUAAGUACUUGAGCUCAAUUGUCGGUGGAACCACCAGUGGCGGUUCUAUCGUGACAGGAGUGUCAACGUGGACGACAUUCACCUUCACGCUGCGGAUCGAGUGCGGCGACCAAAGACUCUUCGCUUCCUGUCGGGAGGUCAGCGUCUUCGCGGCUACUUCGUCCGGUUCCGUCUUGAGCUGGGAGGAGGAAUUCGAGGUUCGGAUCGCCUCGGACCGACGCGCGCCGCUGCUCAUAACUGCCGAGCUAUCGGAGUCUUCGCUUCCGAAGCCCCUCGAGCUCGCGCAGGCCUGGGUGCCGUUGAGCAGGAUUCAAGAAGGGUCUGCAGAUAUCCGCCGCUACACUGCGCGCUUCGAGGAGCACUUCAAGCGCGGGAACUACGCUGGCAACGAGACGAUUUCGGCGGGUAAUGGCUCAGCGACUGAGGUGGAUCUGCUGCUUCAACUGUCGCCGUUGAUGUUGAAUCCGGACUACAUCAUCUGCCAGCUCCCGUAUCCGCUGCUCUUACAGUUGUCACCUCAAAACCUCGACGUACAGGUGUCAUCGGGGGAUGGAUUCUACUCCACCCCUCAGUCCUUCCUGGUGUACAACCCCCCCACCGUGACGCUGACAACCCCGAGCGUUCUACCACGAUCAGGAGGAGGGGAAGUGCUAGUCACUGGCACCGGAUUCGUCAAUAGCGGGCGCGUGUGUGUGCGGUUGUUCGCGUUCAAGAAGAACCGGUUCAAGAAUGCUGAAGAAGAGCAGCGCGCGCUCGCGAUCAUCAACCGCGUGAAGCGAUUCCAGCGCACGGAGAGCACGAACGACGGCUUCUUGGCGUAUUUCUCCCGAGAUGUGGAGGGGGCGUUCAUCUCCAGUACGAGCGUCAAGUUCAGGAUGCCGGCGCACUUGACGAGCUACAACGUCUACUACUCCGUGUCAUUCGACGGACGCGCGUUCACGGAGGCGUCGCAGGUCUCGAGCGUGCUGAUGUUCAGUAUCAGCGCUGUGACUCCAAAGGGAGGGCCGAUCUCGGGCAACACGUACACGACACUGCACGGCACCAACAUCGACGCGUGUUUGUCCUCACGGAUUGGGCUGACGCCCUUAGUUCGAGUCACGUGGAAGCGUGGAGCGCGAGACCUCGAGCACGUGAUGGUGCCCGGGGAGUUCUACCCGCACGAAAACGCAGUGUACUUCUACUCGCCUCAGAGCAAGUUUGGGCUGUACAGCAUCGCUGUGAACGUCGAACUGGCGCUGGUAACUCAGUCAGGGGCUGCAAGUUCAUCGGUAGAAGGGCUCCCGCGCUUCGGUCGUGACGAAGUGUCCUUCGUCAUGUACAAGACGCCAGUGAUCAAGUCUGUGGCUCCAUUAACCGCGCUCGUAUCGGGGCUUUCGACCACUGAAGUGAUCGUCCAGGGCUUCGAGGAGAGGGCCGUGAGCAGCAUGAAGCUGGCGCCAAAGCUGCGCUUCAAGCGUCGAGGGCAGAUGCAGGUGUCAGAUGCUCAACUGGUGUCGGAGUCGCGGUUCGAGUGCUUAGUACCGCGCUUCAACGUGACCAACGCGGUCCCCACCGAGCUCCCGUUGUCUGUACUACCGGGUUUCGCUCCAACUCCGAGGCUUCGAGGCGGAGGCAACGCUGGCGGGUUCAGUCCUAGACGUUUGAAUGGCCCGCCCAAGCUGUGGACUCGUACUGCAGGUGUGUUUGUGGCGUUACUGGGGGCGCGGGGUCUGCGCGCGUCCAAGAAGAACGCGUGCAACCCGUUCGCGGUCGUGUACGUAGGCAAGACCCAACUCAAGAGCACGCGCAAGGACGGCGCUUUCUCCCCCGUGUGGAAUGAGUUAUUCGACUUUGAGUGGGCGGUGGGAGGUGACCCAGCGAGUCUUCCGUCUGUACGCGUGGUGCUUGAAAGUCAACUAACUGCGGACCAGAGCGAAAGUCUCGGACACGUCGAGCUCACGUUCCCGGUUAAGGAGCAACUAGCGCAGCCCUUCGCUCUACGCGCGUGGUUUCCACUGCGGCGCAUUCGAGGGAAGUACGCGCGGAAAGAGAACGAAGAGGUGGUUGUGGAUCAGUCUCAGUCAAAGUCCAAGAAACCAGCUCCAGCUCCAGUCACAGCGCCAACGUUGGGCGAAGUGGAGCUCGCGAUCGCGUUCGUGCCUCCUGUGGCGCAGAUGAAGAAGAACAAGAAGGCGUUGCGCUCGUCCCUCAUCUCUGUCAUCUCAACUCACCCGCAGUCUGGAAGGCACUCGGCAGGGAAGAACCGAGGUGAGAGCGCGCUCAAUGCGAAGAAGGAGAAGCUCCUUCGUGCGUUCCGUCAGCGUGGGGCGCCCGUAUCUCUCGUUCCCACAGAGCUAGCGGUCGAGUUGGCCCUCAAUGGUCAGGACUUUUGGUCCGUAGCGCCGUCGAACUGCUACUCGAUCUUGACCCCAAUUGUACUCGAUGUUGAGCCGAAGUUCGUCUGCAUCAGUGGCGGCUCGCUCCUGUGUGUUACGGGGAACAACUUUGUCAACUCUGGAUAUUUACGGGUAGCCUUCGCGGUACUCUCGGAUGAAGGCGUCACUCAGACGAUCCGCAGUGAUCGCACCGUCCUCGUGGAGGCCAAGUUCCGCUCCAGCACCAGUCUGGUCUGUACUACGCCGCCACUACUGGACUUGGCGACAGAGUCAUCCUAUGUGAACGUGUACGUGUCCGUGAACGGUACGGACUUCGACAGCAUCGCACUCCCCAAGCAGCUUACGAAACUCGAAGCAACCGCGCUAGUCUCCGAGCCUGUGGCAUCAACCCCCAGAACUGAUGAACGCAUUGAAGAGAGCGAUGAAAAUAUGGUUGAGGAACCUCCAAGGAAGAGCCCGAGGAGAACCGCGCAGAAUGCGUCGGAGAGUGCGGUGGCUUUGGUCAGUGGACAGUACGUCGUGGACUGGAAGAAGGUAAUUAAACUGUCACGAACUAGGACGACUGAUUCAACCGGAGCGAAGCAACCUGGUCGGUUCUCCCCGACUCGACUGGUUACUUCAACCAGACAGGGGAACUACUUGCUCGUACCGCAGAUCCGUGUCUACUUGGCUCCUAAAAUCACACGCGUGCGGCCUACGGAUGGGGUUUACACCUCCCACCUGACGUUUGACGGCACAAACUUCACCAACACGGGCAUCGCAAUUGGUAAGUUUUGGGUUUCGUGUGGAUUUCAGCAUUAA